AUGGUGGUCAGCACCGGGCCCUGCUGCUGCUGCUGUCCCUGCCUGCCCCGAAUCACCAUGAGCAAGAGAAAGCUUCAACUGAUGAUGCUGGGGACUUUCCAGUACGCGUUCUGCAGGGUGUUCGCCGUCUUCCUGGGGCUGGUCCUGUUCACUGAUGGGAACUACAACCCUGCUGACAUCUCGGCAGAGAGUGUGGCCCUCUGGAUCAACACGCUGGUUGGUGUCUCCACACUCUUUGGGCUGUGGGCCCUGGGCAUCCUCUUCCGACAGGCCCGGCUGCACCUGACCGAGCAGAACAUCAAAGCCAAGUUCUCCUGCUUCCAGAUCCUCCUCCUCCUGACGGCACUGCAGCCCGCCAUCUUCAGCAUCCUGGCCAACAACGGCAACAUCGCCUGCUCGCCACCCUUCUCCUCCAAGGCCAGGUCACAACAGAUGAACAUGCAGCUGUUGAUCCCCCAAACCUUCAUCUUGGCGGUGGUGACCCGUAUGUACUACCGCAAGCAGGACGACAAGCCGGGCUACCAGCCCGUCAGCUUUCCACCCACAGGCACCGAGGUCAAGGCGUGA
This is a messenger RNA of Charadrius vociferus (killdeer), 567 nucleotides long. Its product is annotated as organic solute transporter subunit alpha-like. The transcript has 5 exons. The coding region runs from base 1 to 567 and encodes 188 amino acids. Gene Ontology annotation, molecular function: transporter activity. NCBI's taxonomy places the organism in Eukaryota, Metazoa, Chordata, Aves, Charadriiformes, Charadriidae. Gene Ontology annotation, biological process: bile acid and bile salt transport. Gene Ontology annotation, cellular component: plasma membrane; endoplasmic reticulum membrane. The record is from RefSeq and is a predicted model, not a curated record.